Scatophagus argus is the source of this 2606-nucleotide messenger RNA. RefSeq names its product DENN domain-containing protein 11-like. Lineage: Eukaryota; Metazoa; Chordata; Actinopteri; Scatophagidae. The record is from RefSeq and is a predicted model, not a curated record. The transcript has 9 exons. The coding region runs from base 418 to 1923 and encodes 501 amino acids. Gene Ontology annotation, cellular component: cytoplasm.
UCGAAAGUGCUGUUGGUAAUGAAAGAAUUCAUCCGGACAAUGUGUACGGGGAACAUUCAAGAAACCAAAACGAACACCUGUUUCCAAAUGUUCAACAGCUAUUCUUAGGAGAGGGAUUGUGACAGUAACUUGUGAACUGUUUUGAAUGCAGCUCACAUUAGACGAAGGAGUUGCCCUCUCUGAACAGCAUCAAAUUUAUGAUCACCUCAGACAAGAAAGAUUAUUAAGAUCGAUGUGAAAACUAAUACGCGUAACAUUAAUUUGAUGCAAAAUGCAACCGUUCUGAAUAGUUUAGAAUAACUUUACAAUGCGGGAAUUGCUCUGAGCUGUAAUUAUCUACGAAUGGACCUGGUGCCCGUCGGCUGAGACAUCAUUUACAAUCCGCGGUGAGACUGACGAGGCGGGACCGCCGACAGGAUGGUGGAGCGGUCUGACCGAGCUCCUCUGCUGGACUGGGAGGAGGUUCCGUCCGCUGAGAAGCCCGGCGGAGCGGCACCACCGGCAGCACUCGCAAAGGACCGACUGUCGAGCCCCUCCAACAGUCGUGCCUCAUCAGGAUGCUCCGCACCGGGGUUUGGGUGGAGCAGCGGUCCGGGGGGUCCCACUCCUACUAGGUCUGUCUCCAACGCAGACGGCUGCAGCGCCACACCCGCGACCUCCAGCACCCCGGCGGGCAAGGAUGAAGCGCUGCGUCCCGACAACGAGGAGCAUCACUUGGAGUCAGGAUCGAGGGAGGUGUCGCUGGAAGACAGAUUGGUGAAAUGGGAGGAAAAGGACCAGAUUGUGUCGGUCUUUGUGGUUACAUUCAAUACCAGAACAGGAAACAUGCUGGAGUGGUGUCUGCCCAAAGACAUGGACCUGGAGGGAGUGGAGUUCAAAGCCAUCGCCAGCGGCUCCCAUCGAGUCACCACAGACUUCAUAUACUUCCGGAAGGGCUGCUACUUCGGCCUCGCCUGCUUUGCCAACAUGCCGGUGGAGAGCACGGUGGAAAGGGGGGCGAGGAUGAAGUCGGUAGGGAUCCUGUCUCCUUCCUACACGCUGCUCUACCGCUACAUGAGUUUUCUGGAGCACCAGGUCAGGCUCCAGCUUCAGUCACCAGGCCACUACUCUCCCCUGGAGGCCUUUUAUGAAGACAAGAGAGCACUUCUGCCCCCCAGUGGCGAUGGUGUUGUCACUGCAUGUCCAGCCAACGCCUGGGGAGCUGCAAUCAACCACAGCAUGCACCCUGAGAUGAAGAUCACCCACCCUGCAGGCUGUAUGUCCCAGUUCAUCCGCUUCUUUGGGGAACAGAUCAUGGUGCUGUGGAAACUGGCUCUCCUCCGCAGACGCAUCCUUAUCUUCUCCCCUCCACCCGUGGGUGUAGUCUGCUACAGAGUGUACUGCUGCUGUUGCCUGGCAAACAUCUCCAUCCCCGGGAUCGGCGUGGCUGUGCCCGAGUUUCGCCCCUUCUUCUAUGUUAAUGUGGCCGAUAUAAGCGCCCUGGAGAACGAGCUCUCCUACGUUGCUUGUACUACUGAGAAGAUCUUUGAGGAGAAGAAGGAUCUGUAUGACGUGUAUGUAGACAAUCAGAAUGUAAAGACCUGCAGAGACGGCCUGAAGCCUCUGCUGCGCCUCAGCACUGCAGACAGGGAGAAAUACCGCAAACUCACUGAACAGAGGCAGAUGUUGCUAUACUCCCAGGAGGAGAAUGGAGACUGUGUGUCCAGUGAGGAGGAUCUCUUUAUCCUGUUUUUCUUGGAGCAGAACAACAGGAUUUUCCAGACCCUCAGUGAGGUGGCAGGGAGCUCUGAUCCCACGCUGACCCAUGAGAGUGUGAGGGCCAUGGGUCUGGAUCCCCAUGGAGACAGGCUCUUCCUGCUCCACCUGCUGGAGAUCUAUGGAUAUGACACCCUGAUGGUGUCAGAGCAGUUGUGCUGCAGUUGAGAGACAACAGACAGCUGGCUUUCUGCCUUUCAUCACUGCUGGUUUUAAAAGGAGGAUGAGCUUUGAGUGCUGCACUACUGGCCUCCUGGAGUUGGAGCUGACAGAAAUCUCUCUGGUAUAAUGUUUUUUAUUGUAUAUCUCCCUGCGCUUCUUAUGUUCAUUGUGGCUCUGUUCCCUCACAAACUGACGGCAACACCAAUAUUUACAGUCUACUCUCACGUAUUUUAACCAUGAGUAAUGUGGUUAGUUCUAACUGAUAAAGCCUACCAGAGGUAUACAUACAAAAAGAUGGAUUACUCAUGCUUGACUAAAGUCAUUUUCUGGAUUGGAUACAGUUGAGCAGUGUUUGAAUGCAAUGGAGGGCAGGUACCAAAUCCAAGAUGACAGUAACAUGAGAUAAAUACUGAAGAGGGCUGAACUACUCAGACACCAAGUUGAAUAACAGAGCGAGAGACUUCUUCCAAUAUGAAGACAGUGUCUUUGAGAUUUUCAGUGAUCAAAACUUGGACUGAGGAUCAAAGUAUGAAAAUGUUGGUGAGAGGCAGCUUUGUGUAAAUAAUCCUACUUCCCCCCCCCCCCCUUGAUGUACAGUGUGUCAACGUAUGUGUGAUAUGGGGGGUCCACCUCUCUGCCAGUGUUGUUUUCCUUGUAUGAAGUGCUGGAUUUAAACACCGAAUUUUUAA